GGCGCGCGAAGCCGGAGCGGCGGCGGGCGGCGGGCGGCGGCGGCCAGGGGAAAUGGCGGCCGCGGUGCUGGCGGCGCCGGAGGGCGGCUCUGCCGUGAUGCCAGCGGGGAACGCGGCGGCUUGUUCUCCGCCACCCGGCCCUUCAGGCCCGGGUUCGUGGAGCCGCUCCCUAGAUCGAGCCUUAGAAGAAGCGGCGGCCAGCGGUACCCUCAGCUUGAGCGGCAGGAAGCUCCGGGACUACCCGCGGGCCAGCGCCGCCAACCACGACCUCAGCGACACCACCCAGGCCGAUUUGUCACGGAACAGACUGUCAGAGCUUCCAGCAGAAGCAUGUCACUUCGUCUCCCUCGAGAGUCUUAAUUUGUACCAGAACUGCAUUCGGUAUAUCCCAGAGGCUGUUUUGAACUUGCAGUCUUUAACAUUUCUAAAUAUCAGUCGAAAUCAGCUUUCAACAUUGCCAGUACACCUCUGUAGUCUACCACUAAAAGUCUUGAUAGCAAGUAAUAAUAAGUUGGUUUCAAUACCUGAAGAAAUUGGACAGCUCAGACAGCUGACAGAGCUUGAUGUGAGUUGUAAUGAAAUACAGACAAUACCUCCACAGAUUGGCAAUCUGGAAUCCUUGCGGGACCUAAAUGUCAGAAGAAAUAAUUUGGUGCGUUUACCUGAAGAGCUUGCUGAGUUGCCUUUGAUUCGCUUAGAUUUCUCCUGCAAUAAAAUAACAACAAUACCAGUUUGCUACAGGAACCUCAGACAUCUGCAGACCAUCAUGUUAGAGAACAACCCUCUCCAGUCACCCCCUGCACAGAUAUGUAUAAAAGGAAAAAUUCACAUAUUUAAAUACCUGAACAUAGAGGCAUGCAAGAUAGCUCCGGACUUGCCUGAUUAUGAUAGGAGACCCAUGGGAUUUGGAUCUUGCCAUGAGGAACUCUAUUCCGGUCGUCCGUAUGGAGCACUUGAUUCUGGCUUCAAUAGUGUGGACAGCGGAGACAAAAGAUGGUCAGGGAAUGAACCAACAGAUGAGUUCUCAGAUCUCCCUUUACGUGUGGCCGAGAUCACUAAAGAACAGAGACUGCGAAGAGAAAGUCAGUAUCAAGAAAAUCGAGGGAACACAGUCGUAACUAAUGGUGGAGUGGAACAUGAUCUCGAUCAGAUCGACUAUAUUGAUAGCUGUGCCACAGAAGAGGAGGAGGAGGAGGUGAGGCAACCCAAGUGCAUGGACUCAGACAGCCUCAGCUUACAAUUCAUGGCAUAUAUUGACCAGCGGCGAAUCUCUAAUGAGGGCUCACAGGUAAAGCCUGCAUCCCUCAGAGAAUUUCAGAGAACAGAGGAUACAAGACGAUAUUUACAUCAGAACAGGGAUACUGAUGAAUUACGAAGACCUGAAACUCUAAAUUUGGUGCAGGACAGAGAGCAUCACCAAGUACUAAGGAGUUGUAUGGACAGGACAGAGAGACCCCCAGCUGAUUCACCUUACUUUCUCUCUCUAUCAAGUCACCACAGUCAGGUGCCUAAUACAGAUCCCGAGCUCCACCGCAGGCACAUAGAGCGUACCCGUCGGGAGGCCCAGCUAGCAGCACUUCAGUAUGAGGAGGAGAGAAUGAGAACAAAACAAAUUCAGAGAGAAGCUGUCCUUGACUUUGUUAAGCAAAAAGCAUCCUUAAGUCCUCAGAAACACAGUCCUCUGGAUAGUGAGUGUCCCUUUCCAUCCCGAAGGUCUCAGCAUACUGAUGAUAGUGCCUUGUUAGUGAGCGAUGACAGAUCUACCAUCUCCCCCGGCUCACCUACCACUCAGACAGUCCACCUUUCCCCUCCAUAUCCUGGCCAUGCAGCCCCGCCUUCUUAUAGAAACCCUUCCCAGCGACCUGAGAGUUUCCUUUUCCGAGCAGCUGUCAGGGAUGAAGCAAACAAAGUCAUUACUUCAUCUUCUGCCCGUGCCUUGUCUCCUGCUAACGAUUCUGCAGACCCUAGAGUACGACAAAACUCCAAACAGCGAGAGGAAGAGCUGGAGCUAAUAGAGCAGCUACGUAAGAAUAUAGAAUCACGGUUGAAAGUGUCAUUGCCCAGUGAUCUUGGAGCAGCUCUCACUGAUGGUGUUGUUCUGUGCCAUUUAGCUAAUCACGUGCGCCCCCGAUCUGUUCCCAGCAUUCAUGUCCCCUCACCUGCUGUUCCUAAACUUACAAUGGCAAAAUGCAGACGAAAUGUGGAGAAUUUCUUGGAAGCUUGCAGGAGGAUUGGAGUGCCUCAGGAGCAAUUAUGUUUGCCUCUACAUAUUUUAGAAGAGAAGGGUUUGACACAGGUAGCUGUGACUGUCCAGGCGCUCCUGGAGCUGGCACCCCCAAAGCAGCAGCAACUUCACCACUUGUCUGCUGUGUAAAGACCUCCAGGACCUUUUGGGUUACCUUGGCUAAGCAGAAGGACGCGAAGACUUUACUGCCCGUGCAGUGCAUCCAAACACACAGAGCUCUGUUCUAAGGAAAUGAGUUUCCGUGAUUCCUGACAGGAAUGUUUUACUUCAUUUCUCCAUUUUUUUGGAGAUCGCAAGAGUUUCCAGUAACAUUUUUAUUACCAAUAUUUUUGCCCCAUAUUUAAAAUGAGAGUUCACUGGGAGGAGGGCAGGGGAUUCCAGUGGCUGGCUGUUGGAGCCAGCUGUAGAAACUGACCUUGUAGACUGAAGACGUGGGUGUAGAAUUUGGAAAGCAAUUCCUGGGGGAAUUGAUUUGGGGAAAGAAGAAAAAAAAAAAAAAAAGGAUAUUGCUGCAGUGGGCACAUGGGGAAUUAAAUUUCUUUCUUCUCCCACCCAGGGUUCAAAGGAAGGGAGUUUCUUUGCCUCCAAAGAACAACAGCUGUUUCUGUUACAUAUUUUUAAAAAUGCAACACAAUCUUAACCUGCGGAGUUUGAUAACAGAGUUGAACCUCGUGCAGCUGUAACUUGUGUUGGCAUGUCCUCAUUACUUAAAAUUUUAAAGUGGGGAGGGGGGAAGCUAAUGAUUUUUUUUUUCCCAAGGGAAAAAAUAGUACAUAUUUUCUCUGCAGGAAACCCCUUAGUAAAAGAUACUAAAUCGGAACUGUUCAAAUUGUACUAAUCGCAUCAGCAUUCUUACUGGAUUCACUUUCUGUUUGGGUUUUAACAUGUCUUUGUCUGAACACUUUUCCAACAUCAGUGGAGGGAGAUCUCCUGUGUCCUCUCACCUCCCCUUCUGGUCACGGAGGGAUGUGUUUGGCUGCUCAGUGGUUUUAUCAAAUGAUGCCUAGGUGUCGUCAAAAGUCAUGGAUGUAUUUUCACUGCAGUGCGAAGAAUUACAGCUUGCCAUGCUAAUCAUUGGACACCCGUUAUCAAAUAAUACGUUUAUUAGAAGUUGAAGCAUCCCGUGCAGACAUACCAACACUGAUGAAUGUCCCAGCAACUGAGAAAUUUACCGUUUUAAGAACACGGUUACUGAAUUUCCAGAGGUGGGCUGCAUAUUGUUAAAGGAGCAAUCUCUUGCAAAAGGUAGCUUCUAUUUCUGGGUUUGACAGGGCUUUAAAUGAGGCCUUUUAUUGUUGGAGCUUAUGUAGAGAGAUGCACUGGUUUUACAGAACUACCAUUACUUCCUCCUUCUUUCCUUAACGUAAAAAUGGAAAUUCAAUAUACAGGAAUGGGAGAGGCAGCUGAGAAGUUUUACAUUUUGUUGGAAAGUUCAUCUGCAGAACAGAGUCUAGCUCUGUGUGCUCUGGUCCUAGUGACGAGGCCAAGCUCACUACCAGAUCAGUUACAGUAUUUAUUUUUGCCAAAAGAGAGACCUUGCAAAAUCCAGUUCUCCACCCAUGCAGUUCCUUUGUUAGGUUUUGGACAAUUUAACGCAUCCCAGAACGUUCUGCUACUAAUACAUGGUGCACGGGGUCUGAAACCAACUUCCAGCAUCAGAGGUGUUCCAUCUGGGGAUACUUUUAAAGCAGAAUAUGCCAGGAGGAUUUCAUGGGGAUAAAGGGGGAAGAAAUGGGCACAGGCUAGCUAAAAGUCAUUUUUGCGGAGGUAAAUGUGCUGUGGGAACACUGGCAAGGACUGGUCAAAGCUGGAUUUUUCCCCUUUUGAUUUGCAGUUUAGUUUCUGCUCUAUUUUCAUGUGUUUCUUCCAAGGUCCAUUGUGGUGACUGUUGAAUCCCUUGUUUCACAUAAUUAUUCCAGUUGUUUCUUACUGGCAUUGCUUGAUCACGUUGCAAGUGGAGAACACCUGAACUGAAGGGUGUUUGAAAACAGCACAGCUGAAAAGAGAAACCUUUUCACACUGGGUGAGCCCCAUGCCCUGAGCACCCUGCAAGAAACGAAAAUGCCAGUAACUGGCAAUACACAUAGGAGGAGAGAGCAGUUCCAUACAGACGUACCUUCCUCCUUAAGUAGGUCUUGAAUUUCACUUGCAAGGAGUGUUAGUUAGUCUUAAAGUGUUACAUAAAAGCAUCUGAAGUCUCUGCUGUGGAAGAUUCUGCCACUCGCAAGCAAACAGUACAGACCACAGAUGAUCCUUGUGCGCUCGGCUCUGCACACGGUUUGAAAGAGGGGGGCGCCGAGUUCGUCUUGAGGUUCCGACGUUAGGUCACUGUGUUGUUACAAGGGCGUGUUGCUUUGCAGUCGCACACCGUUCGUGGACUAUUGAAAUAUUCCUGUUUUGAGAAAACUGUUCCCUUCAUGGAAUUGUGGGGGGAGGGGGCAGUGUUUGCUCCAGUCCGGCUUCCAGCGCUUAGGGAAAAUGAAAUUUAACAGUAUUCAGGUUGGUGGAAGUCUGACAUUUCAUGAGUACUAGUGUUUAGGAAUUGAUGGGGUGGGGGGUUGAGUUUGAACUGCAAGAACCGGCCGUUUCCCAUUGUGCCUGGUUAACGCAGCUACUGGGCUGCGCCAGCACCGUGUGCGCAGAGCUGGGCGCGCGGGAAGGGCGGUGGCUGGUGCGUCCCCAGCAUCACUCACCUUGUUCUGAGCAGUGGUUCACUCUGGCAGUUUCGAUGUGUGUGAUGAUGUUAGUUUGACGUUUAUAAUCCUGUUUUCACACUGGCAAAUGCUAAAUUUUGACCAGAUGUUCAGGACAAAAAUCCAAACUUGAAGUUUCAUCGUACAGUUUAUUUAAUGUAUGAUACCAAAACCAAGUGUGGUUAUCUUUUGCAAAAAAUUGGUUGGGAUUUUUCGGUGUAUUUAUGUGCAAUUUUUGUUGAAUCCCAUGAAAAAGAGUAUUUUAAAGAAAACGUGUAUAAAAUUCUAUUUUGUGUGUUAAAGCAAAGAGGCAAUUGUCUUUCCUCUGGGGCAUUUGUGUUGGAGGAUGUGGGAGGAAUCUAUCUGAGUGUUCUGUGUGUGCUGGUGUUUACACACCGACUCCGUUGUGUCGCCAUCCUUCCUCAAACCAUGUCCAGCACGGAGCUGCGGUUGAGGCUCAGCAGUCACACACUUGAGAUCGAGUGGCACAGGCACUCGGGUGUCCAGCGUUUGGGUCUUCCCCCUCCUGGAGGGGGGGGCUGUCCCAGGGCCCUGACCUCGGUGCCCUGCGUAAAAUACAUCAGAGAGAACUUCUUACAGCGCCGAGAACAUUCCUGUUGUUCUUGGUCGUGACACGAUGGCAAAUGGUAUUUUUAUCCUUUUACAACUGUAAACAGUUCUUUCAAAAAACAUUUUAGGAACAGAGGACUUUUAAAGUGAAUUGGGACAUCUAAAAAAUUCUUUUGUAUAGAUAUUGUGAUGUUUUACAAAGCGAUCUAAUUUUGUUAUUUCUGAAAACAGUGUAAACGUGUAAUUAAUAGAGUAAAGGAUUUUAAAGCUUCAUCCCAUGCUGUAUGUCUGUAAAUACAUUCCAUAAUUUCUAAGUCUGUUACAUAUAAAUGUGUCUGAAUAUUGUAUACUUUAUUUUAAAUUGCCUGUAUUCUGCCAGUAGUGUGAACUUCUAGCACAUCGAUAAUAUGAGAGGAAACCAUGGGUAAUUUGAAAUAAAGUUUUAAAACUUAGAUGAAA
Messenger RNA from Falco peregrinus (peregrine falcon), 5967 nucleotides. RefSeq names its product leucine rich repeats and calponin homology domain containing 3 (gene LRCH3). Gene Ontology annotation, molecular function: protein binding. The record is from RefSeq and is a predicted model, not a curated record. The transcript has 21 exons. NCBI's taxonomy places the organism in Eukaryota, Metazoa, Chordata, Aves, Falconiformes, Falconidae. Bases 53 to 2374 code for a protein of 773 amino acids.